GAGCCUAUCUAUAAUCUGCCAGAACUGGUUUCAACUAUUGCUCAAACUAGGGUCUCAAUCAAUCGCAUAGAAAAGUUUGUUGGGAAGGAAGAUAAGAGGGAGUACGAACCUUGUGUUCAUUCCUCAUCUGAAGCCAUUGCAGUGAAAAUUGAGCCAGGGGAACAUGCCUGGAGUAGCACAAAUGAUGAAGACGAAUUAGCGAGGCCUAAAUUGAAAAUCACUGGCAGAUUUGAGGUACUGAGAGGGCAAAAAGUUGCUGUUUGUGGGACGGUUGGAUCAGGGAAAUCAAGUCUUCUUUGUAGCAUACUUGGGGAGAUUCCAUUGAUUUCUGGUAUUGCAACUAAAGUUUAUGGAACAAAGGCUUAUGUUGCACAGAGCCCUUGGAUUCAAACAGGUACUGUAAAAGAGAAUAUAUUGUUUGGCAAGGAGAUGAAUCAAGGGUUUUACCACGACGUUUUGGAAAGAUGUGCUUUGAAACGAGAUAUCGAGAUGUGGGUUGAUGGAGAUAUGAGUGUGGUAGGCGAAAGGGGGAUGAACUUAAGUGGAGGACAAAAGCAGAGAAUUCAACUAGCCAGGGCCGUUUAUAGUGAUUCAGAUGUAUAUAUAUUAGAUGAUCCUUUCAGUGCUGUUGAUGCACACACCGGAGCACAUCUCUUCAAGAAAUGUCUGGUGGAAUUCAUGGCUUGUAAGACUGUUAUUUACACUACUCAUCAAUUAGAGUUUUUAACUGCGGCAGACAUUGUUUUGGUGAUGAAGGAUGGAAUAAUUGUUCAAUCUGGAAAAUAUGAAGAUUUGGUUGCUGAUCCCAACGGUGAACUUGUUAGACAGACGAUGGCUCGUACAAAAUCCUUAAACCAAGUGAAUACAACCCAAGAAGAUGAUUUAGCUGGUGGAGUUCCACGUUUCCAAAAUCAAACUGAAAACUGGAAAGGAAAGUCUGAAGAUGCGAAUGGCAAUGGCAAGUACUCCCAUGAUCGAAAAGAGGAAACAGAAUCAGGUCGAGUAAAAUGGAAGGUAUACUCAACCUUUGUUACUUGUGCUUAUAAAGGAGCACUUAUUCCUUUUCUUCUUCUCUGUCAAGUCCUCUUUCAAGGACUGCAAAUGGGUAGCAACUACUGGAUUGCUUGGGCAACUGGAAACAAAAUCCAGGGCCACCAAAGAGCAACUAAUACGAAUGUUCGUUUUUUUGUCUGCUGGGAGCUCGUUUUUCAUAUUGGGACGAGCACUUUUGCUAGCAACCAUUGCAAUAAAAACUGCCCAAAAGCUUUUCCUUGGCAUGAUUAAAAUCAGUUUUUAGAGCACCAAUUUUCAUUCUUCGAUACUACUCCAUCAAGCCGAAUCCUCAGCAGGUCAAGCAGUGAUCAGAGCACAAGUAGAUACAGAUAUUCCAUACAGAUUUACAGACUGAUUUUCGCAUUAAUCAGCUAAUAAGUGUCAUGUUGCUCAUGUCAUAUGUUGCCUGGCAGUUUUUCCACUCUUUAUCGCC
Messenger RNA from Carica papaya (papaya), 1486 nucleotides. The record is from RefSeq and is a predicted model, not a curated record. NCBI's taxonomy places the organism in Eukaryota, Viridiplantae, Streptophyta, Magnoliopsida, Brassicales, Caricaceae.